Molecule: messenger RNA, 1612 nt
Organism: Thecamonas trahens ATCC 50062
Lineage: Eukaryota; Apusomonadida; Apusomonadidae
Product: platelet-activating factor acetylhydrolase IB alpha subunit
Exons: 2
Coding region: 24-1256 (410 amino acids)
Molecular function (GO): protein binding
Source: RefSeq, a predicted model, not a curated record
UGGGGACAGUUUAGAGGCAGAUCAUGACGCUGUCGGACAAGCAGAAGAUGCGACUGAAUGUGGCUGUGGCAGAGUAUCUGUACCAUACGGGGUAUCCGGGGGUAGGCGAAGCCUUUGUCGAGGCUGCCGGCGUUGACUACGAUAAGAGAUCCAAGUACUCGGCGUCACUGGAGCGCAAGUGGACCUCGUUGCUCAAGCUGAGCAAGAAGAUCCGGAUGCUACAGGCAGAGUUGGAUGAGGCCAAGGCGUUGCUGGCGCUGGGUCCGAUCCGCAAGCCCGCCGCCGAGGCUGGGUUCCUCCCGGCGGCGACGGCCACGUACGAGAUGCGUGCGCACCGCGACGAGAUCUCGUCGCUCGUUUUUCACCCGACCGAGCCCGUGCUGGUCACCGGCGGCUACGACUCGACGGUGCGGUUCACCGACUAUGAGACCGGCGAGUCGCUGGGCAAGCCGCUCCGCGAGUCGGGCGCGGUGUCGGCGGUCGCGGUUGAUGCGAGCGGCAGCUUGCUGGCAUCGGCCUCGGUCUCGUCCAUCCGAGUGUGGCAGUGGGAGUCGCGAAAGCGGCUCAAGUCGCUGACGGGGCACGAGGCCGAUGUGUGGGACGUGGCAUUCACUCCCGAUGCCUCGCACCUAGUCUCGGCGUCUCGCGACACGACGGUGAGGGUGUGGACGCUCGACACCGGGUUCUGCGUCAAGAUUCUUAGCGGGCACUCGGAGUGGGUGCGUAGCGUCAGUGUCGCGCCCAACGGCGAGGUGUACGCCUCGGCUGGCGCCGACAACACGGUGUGCGUUUGGGGUGCAGACGACAGCGCCCCACGGGCGGUGCUCUCGCACCACAGUCACGUGGUUGAGGUUGUGGCGUUUGCGCCGGCCACUGCGAGCGUGCACCUCGCCAAGCUUCAGGGCGUUGAUGCUGAUGAACCUACUGUGGCUGCGGCACAGUAUGUGGCGUCGGGCGGGCGCGACGCGAUGAUCCACGUCUACGACGCCGCGGCCGGCGCGCUGGUCGCUUCGUUUGCCGGCCACGACGGCUGGGUCCGCGACCUCGCGUUCCACCCGUGCGGUGAGUUCCUCCUCUCAUGUGGCGAUGACAAGUCGGUCAGGGUCUGGUCGCUGGCGAGCGGCAAGUGUGUCAAGACAUACACCAAGGCGCACAGCGUGUUUGUGGGAGCGAUGGCGUUCAACGUCCGCUCGCCGGUUGUGGCUACUGGCGAUGUCAGCGGUGGGCUGAAAAUCUGGAACUGUGUCGCGCCGUGAUCAACUGGAGGCCAAGCUGCCUCAAAACUCGGUGUAGUCGGACGGACGGCGCCGGCGGGCGCGUACAAGCAGCGGCACAGCGACAAGGGCAAUGCCCGCGAGCAGGAGCGCCCCAAAGACGAGCAUGACGGCCGUGUAAGCCGAGCCUGUCUUCAGCUGCAGCCGCGGUUUGAGCGCCGGAUACUCAAAGAUUCGGGCCUCGUACAAGAUGGCGCCGAGCGUCCACGACAUGUCGUAGUUGUUGACCUCUUGCACAAAUGCGAUCGGGGCAGACGGCGCGAAGUUGUAGCCUUCGAGGAGGAGUGCCGAGGUCCACAUGGCAAUGAAGCACGGGUGGUCCUCGUCGUAAGCUGGCG